Ostreobium quekettii is the source of this 342-nucleotide messenger RNA. Lineage: Eukaryota; Viridiplantae; Chlorophyta; Ulvophyceae; Bryopsidales; Ostreobiaceae. The record is from the annotation of a GenBank genome assembly.
AUGCGGACUGGCGAAAGCAAAGACGAUGCCCACACAACACACAAAGGAUUCCCUGCGCAGUUCAAGGUCAUGAAAGCAGCUCACCUGAGCCGUUGCGCACAAGAUUUCGACAACAGUCAGAUGUCCGCUCCUUUUUUGAAGUGCUUCACCACUGAACCCACAUUUCGCUUGUCAAAUGCAGCAACUACAAGUGUGCGAUUGCAACAUCUGCAGCAAUUUCUGCUGUGUCAUCCUGUUACAUUGGGACACACACCAUCGCACUGGGUGGACUGCUUUCCACACUGCAGUUGCCGGAUGAGAUGUGUUGUCGAACUGACGAUGUUUGCAACAAACAGAGCAUGA